UCACAUAGAGAGAGUAUGCUAGAGUAUCCAAGUUGUUUGAUCUAGUCUCCCGUGAUGAAUGCGGAAGCCCUGAUUGUAUAAUUUGAAUCUUGAAAGGCAACAAAAAUGUCCUUUCCCAUACCCGUGAAUAAUACUGUUCUCGACUGCACAAAUUCUUUCACCCCAUUCUCUGUCUCUGUGUUUUUGAUCUAGUAGGGACUGGCAUGACCCAAGUUGUUUAGAUGGUUAGGAUUGAAUUAUUCUUUUUAGAAUACAGAGACAAACGCCAAAAGACACAGCACUCCGCUCGAGGACAAUGUUCACAUUUUGAGCUUGCAGCUUUAUCAUCAACAACAAAUUUACUGCAACACUUUGUCUAUUUGCUCAUAAAUUUCCAUCCUUCGUCUUUACAGAGAUUUGCUUAUUUUGAUGGUGAUGGAUGCUUUGUCGGUUUUCAAGAAGAAGCUUUUUACAAAGGCUGUCUGAACCCAACUCUUGGAUGAAGAGGAUCUUCAACAAUGGGGUGGGUUUUAGUUUUAGUUUGCAGGAUUGUAUGUGUUGUAGUAUUGGGAUUGCUUUCUAGUCAUGGAUUAGUUGUUCAAGAACAACAGCUGAGCAGGGAUUUUUAUACAGAUUCCUGUCCUAAUGUUGAAAGAAUUGUGCGCAAUGUGGUGGCACAGAAACUAAAAGAGAAUCCUACUUCGGCUCCAGGGGCUCUUCGUCUGUUCUUCCAUGAUUGUUUUGUAGAGGGGUGUGAUGCAUCGGUUCUUAUUUCUUCUACUGAAAAGAAUAUAGCAGAGAAAGAUGCAGAUAUCAACAAGUCGUUACCUGGAGAUGGGUUCGAUGUAUUUUUCAGAGUGAAGAGAGCAUUGGAAUCACAGUGCCCUAAUGUUGUGUCUUGUGCUGAUGUUAUGGCCAUGGCAACCAGAGAUCUUGUUUCUAUGGUUGGAGGGCCAUCAUGGGAAGUUCUGAAGGGGCGCAGAGAUGGUCUCAUCUCAAAGGCAUCAAGGGUGGCAGGAAACUUGCCAACAGUAAACAUGACAGUCGAUCAGCUCAUUUUAUUAUUUCACUCCAAAGGUUUAAGCCCAGCUGACAUGGUGACUCUCUCUGGAGGUCACACCAUUGGAUUCGCACACUGCAAUGAGUUCAUGUAUCGAAUUUACAACUACAACAAAACAUACCAGGUCGAUCCCACCAUGAAUCCAAGCUAUGCAAGCACGCUCCGAUCUGCUUGUCCAAGAGAGGGUCUUGAUCCAGAUGUUGUAGCCGUCAAUGAUGUCUCCACUCCCACUGCUUUUGACAAUGCGUAUUAUCAGAAUGUUAAGAGAGGAUUUGCUCUUCUGGCUACAGAUCAAAUUCUUUAUGGGGAUCCUCGCACUAGUGCUUAUGUUAAUCUAUUUGCCACGUCCCAGGACAAGUUUUUUAACUUCUUUGGGCUUUCCAUGAUAAGGUUGGGCAAUGCGGGUGUUAAAACCGGAAAUCAAGGAGAAAUCCGCAGAGACUGCGGAGUCUUUAACAAUUAGAAGUAGCUCUGCUGUUUUUUCUGUUCUCUCUUAGCCAUUUUAUUGUCUCAUAAAUAUUCCUGUCACUAUUCAAAUUCUAAUAAUGAAAGGAGCAAUGUAUGAUUUUUCAUUGG
Molecule: messenger RNA, 1615 nt
Organism: Cryptomeria japonica (Japanese cedar)
Lineage: Eukaryota; Viridiplantae; Streptophyta; Pinopsida; Cupressales; Cupressaceae
Product: peroxidase 55
Exons: 4
Coding region: 498-1502 (334 amino acids)
Biological process (GO): hydrogen peroxide catabolic process; response to oxidative stress
Molecular function (GO): heme binding; peroxidase activity
Source: RefSeq, a predicted model, not a curated record